CUAACAACAAACGCCAGAAAAAAAUAUUAACUCCACAUAUUUCUUCCUUAUUAUUACCAACUUCAAUUUUGUAUCGUUCAGUUUUCUCUCUUCUCCAAUUUCAGGUAUGGCAGAAGUAUCAGGAAUGUUUACAGUGCAACAAACAAUAGGCAGUGUAUUAUGUUGCAAAUGCGGAAUUUUGAUGCAACCAAAUGCUGCCAAUAUGUGUGCUAAAUGCUUGCGAUCUGAAGUUGAUAUAACAGAAGGCUUACAAAAACAUGUUGUGAUUAUCCAUUGUCCCGAAUGCGAUAGCUAUUUGCAGCCUCCAAGGAGUUGGAUCAAAGCACAGCUCGAAUCGAAGGAGUUACUCACCUUUUGUAUCAAGAGGUUGAAGAAUUUAAAUAAAGUUAAGUUGAUGAAUGCUGAGUUUAUUUGGACUGAACCUCAUUCCAAAAGGAUUAAUGUUAGGCUUAGAGUCCAAAAAGAGGUACUAAACGGAGCUGUUCUUGAACAAACAUACACCGUUGAGUAUGUUGUUCAAGACCAAAUGUGUGAAUCUUGUUCAAAGGUGCAAGCUAACCCUGAUCAAUGGGUGGCGGCUGUGCAGCUUAGACAGCACGUCUCUCAUCGAAGAACUUUCUUCUAUUUGGAGCAGCUCAUUCUUAAGCACGAGGCUGCAAAUCGUGCCAUAAAAAUUCAACAGUUGGUUCAGGGAAUUGAUUUCUUCUUUGCACAUAGAAGUCAUGCUUUGAAGUUUGUGGACUUUGUGAGUCGGGUGGUACCUGUUCGGAGCCGAAAUGACAAGCAACUUGUAUCUCAUGAUCACAAGAGCAAUAACUUCAAUUAUAAGUACACAUUCUCCGUAGAAAUCUGCCCGAUUUGUCGUGAGGAUUUGAUAUGUCUCCCUCCAAAAGUGGCCGCUAGUUUAGGAAAUGUCGGUCCUCUUGUGAUCUGCACCAAAGUGAGCAACAGUAUCGCUUUACUAGAUCCAUUUACUUUGAGGCAUUGUUUCUUGGAUGCUGAUCAGUACUGGAGGGCGUCGUUUAAGCCUUUGUUGUCUAGUAGACAGCUCGUCGAGUAUGUAGUUUUAGAUGUUGAUGUGGUUUCUGAAGAAGUUAAUAUCGGGGGCUCGAAGUAUGUUUUAGCUGAUAUUCAAGUGGCUCGUGUAUCUGAUUUCGGGAAAAAUGAUACUAUGUUCUCCGUAAGAACACAUCUAGGCCAUCUUCUAAAUCCCGGAGACUAUGCCCUCGGUUAUGAUUUAUAUAGAGCAAAUAAUAAUGAUAUUGAGUUAGACAAAUACAAAGGUCUUGUCCUUCCUGAGGUGAUAUUAAUUAAGAAAAGCUAUGAAGAGAAGCGCCAAAAGAAACGUGGGAAGCAUCGAUCUUGGAAGCUUAAGUCGCUUAAUAUGGAAGUCGAUAACUCUGGCAAGGGUAGAGAUCAGGAACAAAAGUUGAACUCAGAAUAUGAACAAUUCUUGAGAGAUUUAGAGGAGAAUCCUGAUCUGAGGUUCAACAUAUCAUUGUAUCGUAAUAAGGAAUAUCAACGAUCGGAAGUCACAUCUAUUGCUGAUGGAGAAGAUGUUCCUUCUAUUCCUUUGGAGGAGUUACUUGCUGAUCUUGAUCUUAGUGAUAUUGAUGUUGAAGAAGAUUGCAUAAGGGAGUGAACUGCAGACUCGUGAAUUGGAAGCGGAAGUUGAAGUUUGUCCCUGAAGCUCGUCUUAUUUUGUCGUACAAGUCAGUGCCUUCGUAAAUUUUGGGUUCUAGUACUAGUACAACUAGUUCUUGUUAUUUCAAUAUAAUGAUUAUCUGAUGGCUAUUUCCAUCUUAUGGCAUUUGAUUGUUCCCUUCUGAACGUUCCCUUACUAAUGUUCGUGUCUGUUAUGCCUAAAUGCCUGCUUUAUUUUGGUUGGCUUCAUGUGAUUUAGCUGUAUUAUGUGAACAAAUUAUGGUUACUCCAAUAUUAUAGACCAAAAGGUAAUGUUUUGGAAGUGUGUGUAACUGGGAUCUCACUGUCGAUGACUGGAAAUUAGUUCUCUUGAUUUUUCCUAAAAACCAAAUCCGAGGAAACAAUAGCCACAGUAUUGAAUAGAAUUUUGGGAGUGUUUCCGCCGUAUUUGAUGCAGUUCAGCAACUGAAUUUCCAUUCUUUAGAUGGUUUAUAUGUCAUAUAAGAGUGAUUUUUCGAUGUACUUCACAAUGAAUUGAGAAUUGGGAGAUGAAUGCCUUAUGCGGAAACGAAAGGAAUUGAAGCAGAAACUGGAAGUUUCUUGUUCUUCUGAAACGCCAGAAGCUCUCUUUUCAUCAGAACUGUCAUCAUAUGUCUCUCACCAUUAGUACACUUCAAACAAGUACACACAAGCUACAACGGUGGACGAGACCUCAGUGCCACAUGACCUUGAGGGGGAAUUGCAACAGUUCCAGGAAACACAGUCAAUAUUUAUACAAUGCCGGCUACAAGAGAAUAGAAGAUAUAAACUGUAUUCACCUUCUCAGCAUAAUCAAGGAUUGCUAGAUUCCCGACAGCCAUUGCCAUCAUGGUAAUACAUUCCAAGGAUUUGGUAAGGUUUCAAGACAUCUGAACUGCAAUUGCGAGUGAACAACAGUAUUGCUGAAGUUGCACGUGUCUAUAUAUAAAUGAGAUAGUAUUAGUAUGCAAUGAUAUGUAUUUGCAAUGGACAAGUGUGAAAAGUUAGGAGUUCAAAGUGCUUAAAAGCUGUAAAAUUAGGCCAACCUUAAAAGGUGGUAGCUAAAAAAGGAUACAGAGAAGAAGAUGUGAAGUACCUGCAACCUGGGAUUGUCAAAAUCAUCUAAAACUUCUAGCAAAGCUGGGAGGAUCUGUUGAUGAUAUUGCUCUUGAAAAUGAGGGUUCAGAUACUUUGAUA
This is a messenger RNA of Nicotiana tabacum (common tobacco), 2859 nucleotides long. The record is from RefSeq and is a predicted model, not a curated record. Lineage: Eukaryota; Viridiplantae; Streptophyta; Magnoliopsida; Solanales; Solanaceae.